Molecule: messenger RNA, 1150 nt
Organism: Aspergillus glaucus CBS 516.65
Lineage: Eukaryota; Fungi; Ascomycota; Eurotiomycetes; Eurotiales; Aspergillaceae
Gene: psf2
Product: DNA replication protein PSF2
Exons: 3
Coding region: 102-917 (271 amino acids)
Biological process (GO): DNA replication; double-strand break repair via break-induced replication
Cellular component (GO): nucleus; GINS complex
Source: RefSeq, a predicted model, not a curated record
GGAAGAGAAAUCCUCGCCAGAAAUCUGGUUAAUUGUGACAGUAGAAGCCAGCUUUUGCUUCAAACACCGGAAUCUCUAAAAUCUACACGCCGUGACCGUCAAUGGCCUUCCCUCUCCCGCGGGGCAUCACGCCCCCGGAGAUCGCCUUUCUCGCUGAGAUGGAACAAGUUAAUAUAGUGCCUCGUCAGAGAUUAGAAGGCCUGGAACUUCUUGGGGGUCCCGUCGAAGCUCUCCUCCCUCCCCGCCGAGCUACCCUCCCACUAUGGCUCGCCCUCCUCCUCAAACGCCAACGCCGCGCGAACAUCGUCCCACCCUCCUGGCUCCACCCAGAAGCCCUAUCCCUAAUCCUCGAAAUCGAAACACAACAUAGCGAUUACCAGAAUGCCUUCUCCCCACCACCUCCACUGCCAGGGCAACCGAGCGUCCGAGAUCGAGAAAUACAACAAGCGCCAGUAGCCAUGCCGCGAUAUACACAGGACGGUGAGCGGUAUUACGCCUCUCCGCCAUUUCUUCCGCAGAAUGUUGCUCGGGAUUACAUACCUCCUGGGGAACCGCCGUCGUUACCGUAUCAUUGGCUGGAGGUUGGGAAUAUGUUGCUGGAUGCGGCGAGCGAUGAUUUGGUGGAUCCGGAUCAGACACGGCGGUCAUUGAAGGAGUUGCGGGAAGUACGCAUGGCUAAGUUUCGGGCUGGUACAGAUGUCCUUGAUGCUGCUGCAAUAGGGGGAGGAGGAGUCGCAUUAACAGGAGUGGGCGCAAUGGAAAUCGGGGAGGGAAGAGGCUUUGUCACGGGGGUGGUGGAUAGGCUUAGGAAAAUCGGAGCAUCAAAGGAGCAAGCACGGAGAGAGCAGAUGGCCGAAGACAUGGCCAAUGGUGGAUAUGGUGCUACCCAAGACGAUGACGACGAAAUGGAAUUUUGAUCAUCCUCGACCAAUUAUGAACGAAACGAUACGAAUUAUUUAGAUGCCAUUUAAUGACCGUAUAAUAUCAUAUAUCAUGGGACCGAUAUAAUCAUCAUAGCAACAGCGGGCGUAGAAGCUAUAUACAGGCAAACUCUUAUACGCUUUCCUCUCCUACCCCCAGGGAGACAAUAAGAGACUUACCUCUCAAUGGAGGUGGUUCCUGCCUGCAAAGCCUCACUUUAUCCCGGUUA